UUUUUAUUGUCACAUUGCAAUCGUCGUGUGUAUUUUAUUGUGCAAGAUUCCACGAAAAACUCAAUACCUCUUAAUCAACUAUAAGCAACUUUUUUUAUUUGAAAUUAAUAAAAAUCUUCAAUUAGUUGACAGUUCACAGCUGUAUAUUUUAUAUUUUGACAAUUGUGUUUGUUGACAUCCGUGGCAACGGUGUCCAAAGUGUGUUCGAAUUUUGACAUAAUCAGUCUAAUUUUCAGGCAGACCAGUUCGAUUUUCCGUCUUCUCUUCGACUACAACAAAUUUUAAUCUAUCAAAAUGAUUAAAUAAAAUAUAGUUAAAAAUGUGAAUCGACAAUAUUUAUUUAAGUUUCUGGACAUGAGCUGAUAGCAUUUUCAGCGAAAUUGUCAUUGUUGAUUGUGAUAACAGAUUCCGUCAAAGAAGCACAAGGUUCGAAUAAAAAAAUAAAACAGAUUUGAAAAUAGCACAUUUAAAACGCUAAAUUAGACGACAAUUAGAUAUUUGGAUAUUUUACACCCAAAAAAUGACCUAUCGACCACGGGGCACAUUAGCACGUACAUUAUACGAUAAAAUUCACAAUGAUCAAUAUCUGGAGGGAUAUGACAUGAGAUUGUGGUACACGCUUACUACCAGACUACCAGAACGCUUUCAAAAGAAAUUUUUGGCAUUAGAACAACCGGACGAGACCACUUUACACUGGUUGAAUCGAGCCAGAAAAUUAUCCAGCAAUCUUUGGUUGCAAUUAUGGCAUUUGUUUGCACGAACAUUCCUCAGCUUUUUUAUGACACAAACAUCGAUUAAUGGCCUACUUCGUCGUGGGUCGAUGUUCAUUUUAUCAGAAGAACAAUUUAAGCGGCUCCUUACGUUUGGAGGAUUUAACGUUAAUCGGCUGUCGGCCAUAAAUAAUGAAAUUUCCAUUUUGGACAUUGGUGCUGGUGAUGGUGAAGUUACUAUGCGCAUAGUCAAGGGAAUUGUGCACAUGAAAAAUAACAUUUUCCUGAAAGUGUUUGCAACUGAGUAUAGCUGGACUAUGCGUGAACGUCUACAGGAAAAGAAAUUUAUUGUGAUUGAUAAAUUAGAUGAAGUGGAGAAUAUUGAUUUAGUAUGUUGCCUGAAUGUGCUAGAUCGAUGUGCCGAUCCACAUCAAAUCUUAAGAGAUAUUCAUCGUGCACUAUCGCCAGAAGGACGAGCUGUGAUUGCCCUUGUUUUACCAUACAGUCAUUAUGUUGAGACAAAUACGUCUCAUUUACCGAUUAAACCAUUGUUGCCACAUUGGUUGGAAGCAAUUUCAUUGCCAUUUGAUCAGGAGGCCAAAUGCUUUUUUGAUCAAUUGGAAACCAUGGGCUUUUGCAUUGAAGCUUGGACGAAAGCACCUUAUUUAUGUGAAGGUGAUUUACGACAAUCAUUCUACUGGCUCGUUGAUGUUGUUGUUGUUUUAUCUAAAAAAUAAUCAUACACAAACACACAAAAAAUAAACUAAACAAAAAAACAAAACGUUCCAAAUCA
Messenger RNA from Contarinia nasturtii (swede midge), 1503 nucleotides. Its product is annotated as methyltransferase-like protein 9. The coding region runs from base 521 to 1447 and encodes 308 amino acids. Gene Ontology annotation, molecular function: protein-L-histidine N-pros-methyltransferase activity. NCBI's taxonomy places the organism in Eukaryota, Metazoa, Arthropoda, Insecta, Diptera, Cecidomyiidae. The transcript has 6 exons. The record is from RefSeq and is a predicted model, not a curated record.